AGUGAGAGUCGUUCCCACGUGAGAGGCCGGCGGCCGAAUUCCUCGCGUGCGGCGGCCGCGGACGGCCCGGCGUCGGCCGGACGGAGAACCCCAGUCCGGCGCGCGCGGGCGGCCGGCGGGCGGCGGGGGCGGCGCUCGGCUGCGCCCCGAUGCGGCGGCGGCCCGGGAGGCUGUGAGCCCCGCGCCCGUCGUCGGAGCCCCCGGCGCCGCCGCGGCAGCGCCCCCCGGGCACGCGGCAUGCGGGCGGCCGACUCGGGCACCUGGGAGCGCGUCCGCCAGCUGGCGGCGCAGGGCGAGCCGGCGCCUUCCUGCGGGGCGGGGGCCGGGCCGGCGCGCCCCCGGGGGCCUGCAGCCUGCGAGCCGGGCGCGGACGCCGGGGGGCCGGCCGAUCGGUCCCGCGCCGGGGCGCCCUCCGUUCGAGCGGAUGGCGACUGCAGCCAGCCGGUGCUCCUGCGGGAAGAAGUGGCUCGGCUCCAGGAGGAGGUCCACCUUCUCCGCCAGAUGAAGGAGAUGUUGACGAAGGACCUGGAGGAGUCCCAGGGCGGCAAGUCCUCCGAGGUCCUCUCGGCCACCGAGCUCCGGGUCCAGCUGGCCCAGAAGGAGCAGGAACUAGCCAGAGCCAAAGAAGCCUUGCAGGCCAUGAAAGCCGACCGGAAGCGCCUGAAGGGCGAGAAGACGGACCUGGCGAGCCAGAUGCAGCAGCUGUACGCCACGCUGGAGAGCCGCGAGGAGCAGCUGCGGGACUUCAUCCGCAACUACGAGCAGCACCGCAAGGAGAGCGAAGACGCCGUCAAAGCCCUGGCAAAGGAGAAGGACCUGCUGGAGCGCGAGAAGUGGGAGCUGCGGCGCCAAGCCAAGGAGGCCACGGACCAUGCCACGGCGCUGCGCUCCCAGCUGGACCUCAAGGACAACCGGAUGAAGGAGCUGGAGGCCGAGCUGGCCAUGGCCAAGCAGUCCUUAGCUACACUGACCAAGGACGUCCCCAAGCGGCAUUCGCUGGCCAUGCCGGGUGAGACGGUGCUCAACGGCAACCAGGAGUGGGUGGUGCAGGCAGACCUCCCGCUGACGGCGGCCAUCCGGCAGAGCCAGCAGACUCUCUACCACUCACACCCUCCCCACCCUGCAGACCGGCAAGCGGUCAGGGUGAGCCCCUGCCACUCACGGCAGCCCUCUGUCAUCUCCGACGCGUCUGCCGCCGAAGGCGACCGGUCGUCCACGCCAAGCGACAUCAACUCCCCUCGGCACCGGACACACUCCCUCUGCAACGGCGACAGUCCCGGCCCAGUACAGAAGAACCUGCACAACCCCAUUGUACAGUCACUAGAGGAUCUUGAAGACCAAAAACGGAAAAAGAAAAAAGAAAAGAUGGGAUUCGGCUCCAUCUCCCGCGUCUUCGCCAGAGGGAAGCAGCGGAAGUCCCUCGACCCCGGCCUCUUUGAUGGUACCGCCCCUGAUUAUUACAUAGAGGAGGACGCGGACUGGUGAUACCCGCCUCCCUUCGCCUGCCGCGCGCAGGCGUGUCUUUGCGUGUGGACGUGCGUGCGAGCGCGGGGGAGGAGGGGCGCGGGGCCGAGGCGGGGCGUGCGUGGCGGGGCGUGUGCGCGCGCGCGAGCUCCCGCGCACGUGGGUGCUGGGCGUGGCCGAGCGCGGGCCCCGCCCCCUGCGGCGCCGCCUCUGUAAUUGAUGUACAUACUCCAACCGUGUGUGACUCUGUCAACUCUCUGUCGUCCUCAGAGCGCUACAGUUGUGUUGUUAAUCUGGGUUUGUUUCUGUUUUUGUUUCUUUUCCGUGUUUGAUUUGUUUUUUUUUUUUUGUUCGGUUCGUUGGGUUUUCCCCCCCACCCUCUUCCCCCUCCCCUCCUCCUCUUUAUGAAACUUGAAAACUUGAAGGACUGCUGUGUAUUUGUAAAUAACAGAACUAUUGUGCACUCCGUGCUUGUAAAUGUCCCUUGUCCAAACUGCUACUUCUGGAGCCCGUCUGCCCAAGGAUGUGGUCUGUUUUUGAUGUGUCCCCCCCCCUCCCAUGUGAACGCACGGGACCAGACCCUGUCCCCCACCCCUCGGGGCGCCCGAGUCACUUUAAGCGCCAGCUGCCCCCGUGGUCAGGGUAAGGCCCGCUCCCUGCCAAGACGCCAAGACCCGCGAGCCUGGCCAGGGGAGGCCUUGCCUUGAUCCGGCGUGCCAGAGGUCAAACGGGCUCUUUUUAACGGCCUGCCAGUUUUUAAAUUGCGUUGCCGUUUCUUUCUUUAUGGAAAAAAAAAAAAGAAAAGAAAAGAAAAUUGUUCCGUUUAAUUUAUUUGCACAAACGCAGAAGACUUAUUCUAUCUAAAUUAUUACAUAAAUAUUGGAAUGUAUAUUUUUCCAUGGGGUGGGCGGGAGGCGGGUGUUUCUGUUGACUUGUCUGUUCUAUUAUCAUGCUGCUGCCAAACUGUGCAAGGUAGACUUUAGGGUGGCCAGAACCCAGGGACUAUUGGAUUUCAAAGCUUGCUUUUUUCUGUUUUUUCUUCUCUCUCUCUCCUCCAUUCUCUCACCCCUGCAUGAAAGUGCACUCCACCUUUCUCUCCCUCCUCCCCACAGCUCCUCUUCAGGCCUUUAUGUAUCUACUUAUUUAUCUGAAAUAAGAAACACUGACCUCAGUUAGAGGAGGGCCUACUGUAAUGGUCACUUUCUCUUGGGUCUGUCUUUUGAGAGGUUGAGCACAGAGUGAGACAGCCAAUCACAUGACCACGGGAUAUGGCCACAGGGACCCUUGGCCUGAGCAGUGCCACUAGGGUCCUUGAGAGGCAUAGGUUCUUCCUGCACCCGUGUCUUUCUCAUCGUCUGUUAUUCUGCAUGUCGGCCAGGCAGGGGUCACUAAGGGAGGUGCCCAUCUCGAGGGAGGGGAGGGCUGUUGGGGACACAGUGUCCAGCACCAGAGCCUCUCUGCCCUCCCCAUUCUGCUUGGUUCCUACAGCCACACUUAACAGAAUCUCCCGGGAUCCCUUGGGCCCUGUCCUCCACCUUCUCGCAGUAGCCUAAGCCUGCUAACUCUAGGAGUGAAAGGCUGGCAGGAACAUCUCUCUGCCUAUUUGGGGAGCAGUGUUGGCCCCAAUGAGGCUUCACCAGCAAAGGAACCAUGGGGACUGUAAUGCAGAGUGGUGGAGAACACAUGAGCUUCUAAGCCAGAGCCUCCUAAGGCCUAACACUAGCUUUCCCUUUUCUUUUGACCUGUAAAUCCACCCCCGCACUCCACCUUAACUACUAACACAGCUCAGUUCACCCAUCCUCUGCACCACCAUAGUUGCGCUUUUCUGCUAACGGUAACAUUUUCAGCUCUUACAAGAUUUGAAAGUACUGGAGAGUCUGUAUCGGAAGGGUAGGAUAUUUUGUCCAAAGUCUCUAAAACAAACACAAAAAAAUCACCAGUAGGCUGCUCCCUUUUUUUCUGACUUGGUGGGGGGUGGGGGGGAUUGGGCAGGAACAGGCAGGGUACCCUGCCUAAUAAGGAGCUUUCUGGCCUCCUUUGGCUAAGCUGUUCCUGCAAGCCUGGCCCGGAGGGAGAGCGGCCCGGGCUGGCAUCUUUCUCUACAGAGAGAGAUUUUAGAAAAUACUUUUCUCCCCCUUGAAUUUUUUUUUUCCCUUUCGAUCGAUUUUUAUUGUUUGCCCUUUACUUAUGAGAAAAUAAGAUUGCAACCACUCCUGGUAAUGAUUUAGUAGUUCCUUUUCAUUUCAGUUUUUGUAAAUUAGGAGAUAAAUCUAAGAGUUACUAAGGAUGAUUUAUUUAAGAGAACUACGUCAAAUAGCGAAUGAGUUAUGGGUAAAUUAGAUGAAAAUAACUUUUCCCAUGGGAAAGGUUUCUCGAAGGCAUGGAUGCAAAUAUAAAAUAUAAAAAAAAAUCUAAAUAAAGCUUAUUUUAAAAUAUUA
Lutra lutra (Eurasian river otter) is the source of this 3902-nucleotide messenger RNA. RefSeq names its product kazrin, periplakin interacting protein (gene KAZN). The coding region runs from base 238 to 1485 and encodes 415 amino acids. The record is from RefSeq and is a predicted model, not a curated record. The transcript has 8 exons. NCBI's taxonomy places the organism in Eukaryota, Metazoa, Chordata, Mammalia, Carnivora, Mustelidae.